Messenger RNA from Morus notabilis, 1848 nucleotides. RefSeq names its product lysM domain receptor-like kinase 3. Bases 1 to 1848 code for a protein of 615 amino acids. The record is from RefSeq and is a predicted model, not a curated record. Lineage: Eukaryota; Viridiplantae; Streptophyta; Magnoliopsida; Rosales; Moraceae. Gene Ontology annotation, molecular function: ATP binding; transmembrane receptor protein kinase activity. The transcript is spliced from 10 exons. Gene Ontology annotation, biological process: innate immune response; protein phosphorylation.
AUGGCAUUUCAUCAUUUCCUUCCCUAUCUUCUCCUUCUUCUCUUAACAACUCUAUUUUCUGGAGUUUUUGGAUACCAUGUUUUCAUCAAAAGGUCUCUUAUGUACCCUUUUAACUGCUCUCUACAAUUCAGGACAUGUAAUGCUUCAUUAUACCACACCAAUGAUGGUUUCACAAAAGAACAACUUGCUUCUUUUUACAAAGUCAAUACAUCCCAAAUCAAGUCUAUAAUGCAUGCAAACAAGGAAGAUUUCCUCAUUAAUGUACCUUGUUCUUGCUCAUCCAUACAUGGAAUCAUCGGAUAUUUCUUCGACGUGCUCUACGCGGUGCAGCUAAACGACACUUUUCUGGAUGUUUCAGCCAAGUUUUAUAAUGGGCAAGCUUGGAAUUUUGAAGAGGAACUGCAAUACUUUCAGGCGGGUACAAACUUUACCAUGCAUCUUCUUUGUGGGUGUUCCGAAAGUGACUCCCAAAUUAUUGUGACCUACACAGUUCAGGACCAUGACACGCUAUCAGAUAUUGCAACUCUCUUGUCAGCCAGAUUGAGUAACUUGGUUAGAUUGAAUGGAAAUUUGGCUGACAAUCCAGCAUACAUAGAGCCAGGUUGGGUGUUGUAUGUGCCUACGGAGAAGAAUGGAAUUAAAUCAUCAAAAAAUGGUAAGAAACACAAGUGGGAAAUUGUUCUUGGGAUAUUGAUAAGCGUAACGGUGCUUUCAAACGGCACCCUGGUCGUCAUCCUUCUCAGAAGAAAAAGAUCCCAUAAAAAGAAAGAGGAAGAUCCAAAAGCAAUGUCCAAGAUUCUGAGUGCCAAAAAAUCCUAUUCCUUGCGCAAGAAUUUCGUUUGCACAGAAACCAUGGAAGAUGUUACAGGUUUUGAUUCAGAAAGGCCUGUGGUUUAUGGUCUUGAGCAGAUUGCAGAGGCAACAAGUGACUUUGAUGAGACUAAGAAAAUCGGAGAGGGCGGAUAUGGGAGUGUGUACUAUGGAGUACUUGGAGAGCAGGAGGUUGCCAUAAAGAAGAUGAGAUCGAAUAAAUCGAAAGAGUUUUUUGCGGAGUUGAAGGUCUUGUGCAAGAUCCAUCACAUAAAUGUGGUGGAGCUUUUGGGGUAUGCUUGUGGAGAUGACCACCUCUACUUGGUUUACGAGUAUAUUCAGAAUGGUACACUUAGCGAUCAUCUUCAUGAUCCAUUACUACAAGGUCACCAGCCACUGUCCUGGACUGCAAGAACACAAAUUGCACUGGGCACGGCAAAGGGCAUUGAAUACAUUCAUGACCACACAAAAGCACGGUAUGUACACCGCGACAUAAAGACGAGUAACAUCCUUCUUGAUGAGGGGCUCAAGGCUAAGGUAGCGGAUUUCGGUUUAGCAAAGCUUGUUGGACGAGCCAACGAAGGUGAUUUCAUUGCAACACGAUUGGUUGGAACACCGGGCUAUCUUCCUCCAGAAUCGGUGAAGGAGCUCCAGGUGACCCCGAAAACCGAUGUAUUUGCAUUCGGAGUAGUACUAUCAGAGCUGAUUACAGGGAAACGUGCACUUAUCCGUGACAACCGAGAGCCUAACAAGAUGAAAUCUUUGAUCACAAUUAUUAAGAGUAUAUUCCAAGUUGAAGACCCAGAGUCAGCUUUAGAAGCUGAAAUAGAUGGAAAUCUACGAGGCAGCUACCCCAUUGGAGACGUCUUCAAGAUGGCAGAAAUUGCAGAGUCUUGCCUGAGUGAAGAUGCAGUGGACAGACCAGAGAUGAGUGAGGUUGUUGUGAUGUUGUCUCAAGUUGCAAUGUCCUCUAUUGAGUGGGAAGCAUCUCUUGGAGGAAGCAGCCAGGUCUUCAGUGGGGUAUUCAAUGGAAGAUGA